AUGGGCAACACGCAAAGUUCCAGUGACUCAACACUAACCAGCAACCCGCUCGACAAGGUGAAGAACCGGUACUCGCGAGCAGACCUCAAGUCACCGUUCAAGGCAGCUUUUGGUGGGUCGUCACGGCACAACGGGAAGGGGCGGACGGGGUCAAACGAGGCUCCGUCAGCGGGCUCAGCAACUCCCGCAGCAGCGGCGUCGGCGGUGGCAGUGGCAGUGGCGGUGGGGGCAUCGUCGUCGCAGGAGAGCUCAGACUACUCGCGGCCGAUCUACGAGACUGCGCCUCCUCUUCCCCCGCGUCCACCCUCAGAGAUGCCCGUCACAGUGCCCUGUCAGUAUCGCACCGGAAAGACGCUCGGGAGCGGCACGUACGCCAUCGUAAAAGAGGCGAUCCACAUCCAGACGGGCAAGUACUAUGCCUGCAAGGUGAUCAACAAGCGGCUCAUGGAGGGGCGGGAACAUAUGGUCCGCAACGAGAUCGCCGUUCUCAAGCGUGUCUCGAGUGGGCACCCCAAUGUCGUGACCCUCCACGACUACUUUGAGACCGCCCACAACCUGUACCUCUGCUUCGAUCUGUGCACGGGAGGCGAGCUCUUCGAUCGGAUAUGCGCCAAGGGGAACUAUUACGAGUCGGACGCCGCGACGCUUGUGCGGACGAUCUUCAAGGCGGUCAAGUAUAUCCACGACUCGGGGAUCGUGCAUCGGGAUCUCAAGCCCGAGAACCUGCUCUUCCGGACGCAGGCAGAGGAUGCGGACAUCAUGAUCGCGGAUUUCGGGCUGAGCAGAGUCAUGGAGGAGGAGAAGUUGAACCAGCUGACGGAGAUUUGCGGGACUCCAGGAUACAUGGCCCCCGAGAUCUUCAAGAAGAUUGGCCACGGCAAACCCGUCGACGUCUGGGCCAUGGGCGUGAUCACCUACUUCCUGCUCGCCGGAUACACACCCUUCGACCGCGACUCGCAGCAACAAGAGAUGGAAGCGAUCAUCGCGGGCGACUACAAGUUCGAGCCGGCAGAGUACUGGCAGAACGUCACCGAGACAGCCAAGGAUUUCGUACGAACGUGCUUGACAGUCGACCCUGCGAAGAGGCCGACAGCUGCUGCUGCCAUGACGCAUAAGUGGCUCGCGACGCCAGAGACGAACUUCGUGCUCGACCAGACAGGCGCACCCGCCGAUCUCCUGCCAAAUGUCAAGAAGGCGUUCAACGCCAAGCAGCUCUGGCGCAAGGCUGCCUCGACGAUCAAGGCCGUCAACCGGAUGGCCAUCCUCGCCCAGGCGGACCCGAACCUCGUCAAGAUGCGCGAGGACCUCAACAUGUACAAGGAGGAGUCCGCCAAGGAAAACCUCGAAAACGUCGACAUCACGUACCAAGAAGGCGCCGCAGCAGCCAAGAAGACAGACGACAUCUCCGCCGAGGGCAACGAUGAUCUCACAAGCAAGCUCGCACGCGCGAGCCUCGACGUGAAGGACAAGGCCGUCGAGGCCGGCGCCGACAAGUAG
Cyclocybe aegerita is the source of this 1497-nucleotide messenger RNA. NCBI's taxonomy places the organism in Eukaryota, Fungi, Basidiomycota, Agaricomycetes, Agaricales, Hemipholiotaceae. The record is from the annotation of a GenBank genome assembly.